Fusarium venenatum is the source of this 1008-nucleotide messenger RNA. Its product is annotated as glycoside hydrolase superfamily. The record is from RefSeq and is a predicted model, not a curated record. Lineage: Eukaryota; Fungi; Ascomycota; Sordariomycetes; Hypocreales; Nectriaceae. Gene Ontology annotation, molecular function: hydrolase activity, hydrolyzing O-glycosyl compounds. Gene Ontology annotation, biological process: carbohydrate metabolic process.
AUGAAAGUCGCAACCCUCGUUGGAGUGCUCGCCGCUGCUGCCCAAGCAGUCGAAGUCCCUUGUACCGGCACUACCUCACUGAAAGAAGAGGCGGCCAAGAAGAACCUUCUCUUUGGCUCAGGCGCCAUCAAUCCAGCCUACCUCGACGACGCCCAGUUCAGAGCUGUCCUCUCUGAGCAGUUCAACAGUCUCUCGCCCGAGAAUGAGCUGAAGUGGAACUUCUUCCACACGGCCAAAGAUGAGUACGACUGGCACAAACUCGAUCGUCUCGUCGAAUUUGCCGAGGCCAAUGACAUGGUAGUCAAGGGCCACGGACUUCUCUCGACAUGCUGCAACCCAGAUUAUGUCCUCGACAUAACAAGCCCCGAUGCCCUCCGUGCUGAAAUCACCGAGCACUUUGAGGCUGUUAUGCAUCGAUACAAGGGCAAGAUGGACCGAUGGGAUGUCGUCUCUGAAGCCCUCAAGACAAACGGUAGUGGUUUAGCUCCAAACCACUUUUACGAUACCCUCGGCCCUGACUGGGUCGAGGAGGCCUUUCGAAUUGCUCGAGCAGCUGAUCCAGACGCCAAGCUCUUCCUCAAUGAGAAUCUUGUUGAGUCAAUGCCAAACAAGCGUCAAGAACUCUACGACAUGGUUGCCAAGCUCAUUUCUAAGGGCGUUCCUAUCGAUGGAAUUGCACUACAGACGCAUGUCACCCUUGAACCUUUGGUACCUGGUGUUAUUCAGGAUAUGGUCAACUCUUACAAGGCUCUUGGUCUUAAGGUUUCUAUUGCCGAAUUGGAUGUCCACACGUACAACGCAACUCAACAAGCCGAGAUUUAUGGUGACGUUAUCAAGGAAGCUUUGGACGCUGGCAUCACUGAUAUCAGUUUCUGGGGUUUUACGGAUAAGCACCUGUACACCUGGCUCCCGGGCUCGAAGCCGUUGAUGUUCAAUGAGACCUAUCACCCCAAGGAGGCUUUCUACUCAACUCACGAUGCUCUGGCCAAAUUUGUUCGACAAGACUGA